UACAAUACAAACCAAUAUUGCAAAGUUACAAACCAUAUAUUAAAAUUAUACAGAUUAAUAUUAAAAUUUUAUACAAAUAAGUAUGACAUUAUAUGCAAAGAAUACUUACAAUACAAAUACCACAACUAACAGUACAAUCUCAUAUAACUUGCAUUACAAACUGAUAAUGGGUGUGCCUACGGUGACAUGCAUGUCACGGUGACUUGCACUUUCCGGUCGACCUCAGUUAGAAUUAGGUAAUGAGGUCGACCUCAUUUAGGAUUCAGACGACCUCAUAUAGGAUCAGGUCGACCUAAUCUAUUGUUUCAGUGUAAAAACAGUUCAUGGUGCAUACUUUGGAUAUUCAUAUCAUACAAUUGGCUAGAUGGAAAUUAAAGACUAAAGACUUGUUUUGAAGUUGGAGUGUCCCUCUACAUAUUGAAGUGAUUGAGAGCUCGAUAGGAAGUCAAGAAGACCAUUUUUGAACCUCAUCAAAAGGCUAUGCCAAAACUGGGAAACUGCCUGGAAAUGGCCAAGUCUGGAAACGUGUUUGUGAAACCUAUUUUGGAGCUCAAUUCGAGAAGCAUGAAUGUGAGUCGAGUCCAGGAGCCUCUACCACGUUAAAUUAGGUAUGUUUUUAUACAAAUUCAAGGCAUUGGAUGAAAGAUUGGAUAUCUGUAAGGCUUCAAACAAAAGGGUCGAAGUUGCUACGAAGGGUGUUUUUCUGGCAAGUACUUUAAUGUGUAGAGGGACACUUCAGCUUCAAAACAAGUCUUUAAUCUCCAAUUUCCAUCUAGCCAAUUGUAAGAUAGGAAUCUCCAAAGUAGACACCAUGAAACUGUUUUUACACUGAAACAACAGAUUAGGUCGAACUAAUCCUAUAUAAUGUCGACCGAAAAGUGCAUGUCACUGUGACAUGCAUGUCACCGUAGCAAAGUCCUAAUAUUAAAUAUACAACACAACUAACAGUACAAUCUCAUAUGACUUGCAUUACAAACUGAUAAUAUUAAAUAUACAAAGAAUAAGUAAAAAGUAUAUAAAUUAUUUUGGGUAAUGUCUAUUUUUUAUCCAAACUUUUUUCAUAUUCUUUUAUAUUAUCUAAACCUAUUAAAAUGCUAUUAAUCAGCCAAAUCUUUCGAAAUGCAUCAAAAUAUUAGUCAUGUUUAUAUUAUCGUUAAUAAUUUUCUUAACUAUUUUCUUAGUUAAAAUACUAAAAUUUUGUAAUGUUGACCUUCAUGUGUCUCUUCCAAGUCAGUAUCAUGUUGCCAUGUCAAUAUUACUAACAAAAUUCCUAAUUGGAAGUUAACAUUUGGCUAAUUAAUAACACUUUAAUAGGUUUGGACAAUAUAAAAGAAUCUGAAAAAGGUUUGGAUAAAAAAUAGACAUUACCCAAUUAUUUUACAAAUUAUACCAACCAUAUAAUAAAACUGUACAAAUCAGACUUACAUUAUAUACAAAGAAUACUAACUAUAUAAAUCGACAAGACAUUAUAUGUAACAUCCCGUUCCGGCAAAACCCAUAUUUCGAUCGCUAGAAAGUUCGCGAUUUAAAAUCGAGCAUUUCGACACUAUUUCGGCGAAAAUCGGAUUAUCGAUCGAUCGGAUAGGUAUACGUAUUAAUUAUAAUAUAUAUAUAUAUAUAUAUAUAUAUAAUAUUACAAUUAAGCGGUCACUUAUAUAAAGUUUCUCCCCCGUCCAUUAAUUAUCAUCAUCAACAUCAUUUUUUCUCAUUUCCAUCCGCGAGAGAAGCAGAGGAACAGAGAGCGUACAGGGGAGCUCGGGUAGAAUUUCCAAAGCUCCAAUCUUGAGCCCUAGUGAUCCAAAAAAAUCCCGUAAGUAAUGCCUAAUUCAUCCAUACAUCGUGAUUUAUCGAUUUAGAGCUUUAAAACGAGUUUUUGGUUCAGGAAUUUCUUGAUUUCCCGAUCUGCCAAAUUAGGGUUUCGGAGUAUCCGGAAGCCGGAUUGAGCCCAAAUUUCAUAUACGAGCUUCUUGCAGCGAGGUAAUCAAUCCCCUAGUUCUAAUUCCUGAUUUUCGGCUAUUAUUUAGGCCAGGGUCCAAACUGCUGAAUUUAGCUCCGGCCAGGGUUUGAUGUGCUUUUAUCGAGAAUUUGACCCGGAGCCUAGAACUAAUAUUGACGGGGAUACUGCAGGGGAUAUUAGGACGGUCUCGGAUUUUAAUUCGGGGUUCGUUCCUGAAAUUGACGUUUUAGUACGGGAAGGUUAAACCGGUGUUUGAACGACCAGAACUGGUGAGGGAUUAGCACGGCAUACCGGGUUUGUCGUAUCACGAUAAUUAUAUUGAUGCUUAGAAUUGACCUAGGUGAAUUAGAAUGGCAUGAUUAUGGGUGUAUGGACUUCUCUGCUAUAUGAUGAACUAUAGGCUUCUGUAUGAUAUUAUUGACUUGCCUUAAUCGAUAUGGACCUUGUUUAUGUUGAUAAUUCCAUAUAUGUUGCCAGAUGUGGGUUUAAUUGUGAAUAUGCCUUAUGUUGGUUCGAGAAGGUGAUUGGAUAUGAUUUUUCAUGAUUGUUGUAUUUGGAUGCAUAAGUGGGAAAAUAUAUAUUCCCUGGUGAUAUCAUGAUGUUUUAAGGAGGAUGACUUGCACGAGGGUUUAUCCCGAGGAAGUGCAACUAUACGACUCCUGGUUUACCUAUGUUGAGCCAAUUAUGGCCAGGUCAAGUACAUGUGCAAGUAAUGAAUUAUGAUUAAGCAAGAUGAGAUAUGAAUCAUGUAUAAGGAUACCAAAUAUGAGUGUUGUGGUCUCACGGUCAACUACAUAGUAAUUAGGGCUCCCUAUGCUAUUACUCUAUUAUGAUAUGAUAGUCACACCUCUCAUGUGGUGGUGACUGAAGAAUUCUUACGAGAUAUGACCACACCCAGAGUGGUGUCGGGGUAUGACUACACCCAUAGUGGUAUGGGGUAUGUAUGACCACAUCCGACGGGAUGUUGGGGUAUGUAUGACUACAUCCGACGGGAUGUGGGGUAUGUUUCCCGGGAGAGUUAUUAGCAUGGGAGUAGCCAGGCGCCUAUGAUUAAAACAUGAUAAGAUGCAUAUGCAUAAGUCAAAGUGGUUGAGUCUUUUGCUUAUUGGGAUAUGAGGAUGGCUGAGGUCCGAUCCUAGUGUUUUGGCUCGUUUGCUAGAUGUAUGGUAGGGGUAUGCUCUGUUAUGAACUCACGAUGCUAUGAUUAUCUCACUCAGCUAUGAGCUGACCCUCUUUUAUUCUUCUUCUCUGCUUAUGCUAUGUGUAAGCAGAUCAUCAGCAGCAGCAGUAGAUAAGUGUUAGGUGGGAGAGGAGCUAGAGUUGAAGCCAGGAUGAGGUAUGGUCUUCAACUAUUCUGUGCUUGGACUACUACUCGGGAUUUUGGCCAGUGAUCCACACCUUUUUGUAAAAAUGUUUUGAGAACGUUUUUCAUGUGCAUACUAGCUUCUGAUGUAGUGUGAGAUAUCCACAGGUGUGGAAAGUUGAUGAUAUGUGUAUAUGUUGUGUAACUGUGUAAGUUGUGACGAUUAUGGUAUGUAUAAGUAUGGUAUGCAGUUAGGAAGUAUGAAAACUGUGACUAUGGCUAGGGAAAGCCAAUGCUUAUGGUUGUGAGUAUAUAUGUUUGUGAUAAAUUAUUUUGCAGGACAAGUUGCAAGAACUGUUAGCCCAUUACGCGAGUAAUUCAUGUCGAAAUUUUAUUUAGAUAAAUUUUGAUAAUUAAUGUAACACCCGAGAUUAAUUCCGCUGCAAUUGUAUGAACAAUAUGAUUAGGUAAUACGUAUAGGAUAGGGUGUUACAGUUUGGUAUCAGAGCCCGGUUCCCUCUUUUUGCUGUUAUGGCGUACUAUACCCUAUGGGAGGCUAAACACUCCUAAGGAGGGGAGUACCCCAUAAUGACUUAAACUGGGAAUUGAAUUUGAUAUGAUUAUGUGUAUUGGUAUAUUGGAUGAAAUUACCUGCAUCAUGGUUUUCAAAAAUUGAGUUUUGAACUUAUUUGUUUUCGAGUAAUUAUUUUGGGAAAAUUUUUGUUUUAACCAAGUGAGAGAUUUGGUGAAGAAUGAAUUUUGUGUGGAUCAAUCUAAGGCCAAUAUUUCCUUGUAGCUCGCACGGAAGUUGUGAAAAUGUUCCUACUGACCAGUCGAGAGGAGUGGGGGCGGUUGAUGCAAGACCGCCAGUAUUAGAUUAUGCAAAGAUGAAGAGUUUGGGUGGUAGGGACUUUAAGGGAGAUGUGAGCCCAGAUGCUGUAGUAGAGUGGUUGAGAGAGAUGGAAGAUGUGUUUGAAUAUCUUUAUGCAACCCCAGAGGAAAAAGUGCAAUAUGUUGUUUUUCUCCUAAAGGGGUAUGCGAGGAGCUGGUGGUCCUCAGUCUCUAGAGUUAAUGGUGAACGAGUUCAGUUCACCUGGGAGGAGUUUCUGAAGGCCUUUAAGACAGAGUUUCUUCCCGAAGCUUUUAUCAGGGCAAAGAACAAUGAAUUUUCCAACCUUAAGCAGGAGAAUAUGACAGUUACUGAGUACACCAUCAAGUUUGUUCGACUGCUUUACUUUGAGGAUGGGUUGGCGGAUACUGAGCAUAAGAAGAAGAUGAGAUACUUGCAUGGUCUGCGCAUAGGAUUGAAAGAAAAGAUCCACAGGGUUGAUGAAGAGAGCAUGGCCACAAUCAAGGAGGCAGCACUUAAGUAUGAAGCCUAUGAAGUUGAGAGCCGAGAGGAACACAAGGCCAAAGAAGAGGAGAAGAAGAGGAAGUUUGGAGUAAAUUAUGCUGGACCUCGUUACCCACCCAGGAGAGGUCCUAGCAGUUUUGGGAGAACACCAAGUCAAUCUAUGUCGGGAACAUCAUACAGGGCACCAAUAUCCUCAGCCACACAAUUUCCAUUUUGUCAAGUUUGUCAGAAGAGGCAUAUUGGAGAGUGUAGGAGAUUUUCUGGUGUAUGCUUUCACUGUGGCCAACCUGGGCACAUCAUGAGGGAUUGCCCGCAUGCGAGAGAAGUAAGAGCUACACAGUCCGAGCCUUCAGUGCAAAUGAGUAGAGCCCCAUUCAGGGGUGGUUACCAGGGAGGCCGUAGUGGAUUUCAGAGUGGUCGUGGUGGUUCACAGGGUGGUAGAGGUGGUGGUCGAAAUCAGCCAUCAGGAAGUGGUACGCAGGGUACCAGAGCACAGGGAGCACCGAGGGUUUAUGCAAUGACUCGAGGUGAGGCAGAAGUGGCACCAGAAGUUGUGACUGGUAUGCUUUCUAUCCUUGGCAAGCAAUUAUAUGCUUUGAUCGAUACUGGUUCCUCUCACUCAUUCAUGUCAUAUACGUUUGCACAUAUGCUACAUUUAGUUCCAGAUAAGCUAGGCUAUACCUUAUGUGUUAAAACACCUGUGGGAGAUACCUUGAAGGUAGACUCAGUUAUUAGAAGUUCCUUCAUUUGUGUGGAAGGAGCUUUCCUAGCAGCAGAUUUAAUUCUGCUACCUUUUGAUGAAUUCGAUGUCAUCCUUGGAAUGGACUUUCUGGCAACACAUGGAGCUGUUGUGGAUUGUCAAAAGAAAGAAGUGUUAUUCAGCACACCAGAUAAAGGUCCUGUUGUAUUCCGAGGCAUUAAGAAAAAGGAGACUCAUGGUUUUCUUUCUGCCUUGGAAGCUUUUCGAUUAGUGAAGGAAGGUUGUGAAGCCUUUCUUGCUCAAGUUACUAUAGUAAAUGAUAAGAAGGUUGAGGAUGUAGAGGUGGUAAGGGAAUUUCCUGAUGUAUUCCCCGAAGAACUUCCCGGCCUUCCACCAGAAAGGGAAGUAGAGUUUGAUAUUGAAUUGGUACCUGGCACAACACCAAUUUCAAUGGCACCAUAUAGAAUGGCACCAAUUGAGCUGAAGGAGCUUAAAGAACAAUUGCAAGAAUUGUUAGACAAGGGGUUUAUUCGACCUAGCAUCUCACCUUGGGGUGCACCGGUUUUGUUUGUCAAGAAGAAAGAUGGUUCCAUGAGAAUGUGCAUUGACUACCGGAGGUUGAAUAAGGCGACAGUGAAGAAUCGUUAUCCCCUUCCAAGAAUAGAUGAUUUGUUUGAUCAAUUGCAGGGUGCAUCAGUCUUUUCUAAGAUUGAUUUGAGAUCUGGAUACCAUCAAUUGAAAGUGGCAGAUGGAGCAACCUCAAAAACAGCUUUUAGAACAAGAUAUGGGCAUUAUGAGUUCCUGGUAAUGCCUUUUGGACUCACUAAUGCACCAGCGGUAUUUAUGGCUCUUAUGAACAGAGUUUUCCAUGAAUAUCUUGAUAAGUUUGUGAUUGUGUUCAUAGAUGAUAUUCUCAUCUAUUCUAAAAGCGAGGAGGAGCACAAAGCUCACCUUAGAAUUGUGUUGCAAAUUCUAAGGGAGAAACAAUUAUAUGCAAAAUUCUCAAAAUGUGAGUUUUGGCUGAAGGAGGUAAUAUUUCUGGGACAUGUAAUUUCUGGAAGAGGUGUCGAGGUGGAUCCGAAAAAGGUGGAAGCAGUGGUGAGUUGGACUCCACCAAAAGAUGUGUCGGAGUUGAGAAGUUUUCUUGGCAUGGCUGGUUAUUAUCGGCGGUUCGUAGAAGGAUUUUCUAAAAUUGCUGCACCAUUGACUAAACUGUUGAGGAAGAAUACUAAGUAUGUUUGGGAUGAAUCAUGUCAAAAGAGUUUUGAUGAACUGAAAAAGAGAUUGACCACAGCACCAGUACUUGCACUACCUUCAAGUCAGGGAGAGUUUGUGGUGUAUAGUGAUGCCUCGUAUCAAGGAUUGGGCUGUGUGUUAAUGCAAGAUGGAAGAGUUAUCGCAUAUGCCUCUAGGCAAUUGCGUCCUCAUGAAGUAAAUUAUCCCACUCAUGACUUAGAAUUGGCAGCGGUGGUAUUUGCUCUCAAGAUUUGGCGACAUUAUUUGUAUGGUGAGACUUUUAAAAUUCUAACUGAUCACAAAAGCUUGAAGUAUAUUAUGGAUCAGAAGGAUUUAAAUAGUCGCCAGAGGAGAUGGAUAGAGUUGUUAAAAGAUUAUGAUUGUACCAUUGAUUACCAUCCAGGUAAAGCUAAUGUAGUUGCUGAUGCUCUGAGCAGAAAGGGGAAGAAGAAUAUAAAUGAUCUGGUUGAUUUGAGGGCAAUGAAUGUUGAUUUGGAAGUGGAUGGUGUAACAGGGUUACUAGCUCGAUUGAACAUUCGACCUUUGUUGCACGACAAAAUUCGUGAGAAGCAGAAGGAGGACCCAGAGUUGGUAAAAAUCAUUCAAGACAUUGGGGAAGGAAAAGAAAGCCCAUUUGAAAUGGUAGAUGGCAUGUUGAAGAUUAAUGGAAGAGCAUGUGUUCCUAAUGUUGAUAACUUGAGGAAAGAGAUCCUAGAUGAAGCUCAUUCUUCUGCUUAUGCUAUGCACCCAGGAGCAACUAAAAUGUAUCACACGAUCAAACCAUAUUUUUGGUGGCGUGGGAUGAAAAAGGAAGCGGCUGAACAUGUUUUCACAUGUCUGGUAUGUCAGAAAGUUAAGGCAGAACAUCAAGCUCCUGUGGGAAAACUGCAACCACUUCCAAUUCCAGAAUGGAAGUGGGAAAGAAUCACAAUGGAUUUUGUAUAUGGUCUCCCAUCAUCAAGGGGAAAAGAUGCAGUAUGGGUGAUUGUGGACCGACUGACCAAAUCGGCUCACUUUUUACCCAUUAGAUGGAAACCAUCACUGGAGACUUUGUCUCAACUAUAUAUUAAGGAGAUCGUCAGAUUGCAUGGUGUGCCAAUUUCUAUUGUCUCUGAUCGAGACCCGAGCUUCACAUCUCGGUUUUGGCAAAGUUUACAUGAUGCCUUGGGAACUAAACUGCAUUUUACUUCAGCUUAUCAUCCUCAAACAGAUGGGCAGAGUGAACGAACCAUCCUAACUUUGGAGGAAUUACUUCGAUCAUGUGUAAUGCAAUGGGAGGAAUCAUGGAUUGACCAUUUGCCCCUGAUUGAGUUUGCUUACAACAAUCAGUACCAUAGUAGUUUGGGUGUCCCACCAUAUGAAGCACUUUAUGGGAGAAAAUGUAGAACACCAUUAUGUUGGGAUGUAGAAGGAGCAAGGCAAAUCUCAGGGCCAGAGAUAGUUCAGAUCACAGUUGAUAAGGUCAAGGAAAUCAGGGAGCGGUUGAGGGUGGCUCAAGAUCGACAGAAAGUUUAUGUUGACACGAAUAGGCGUGAAGUUAAUUUCGAAGUGGGUGAGAAAGUAUUUCUCAAAGUGUCACCAUGGAAAGGGGUGAUGAGAUUUGGUAAGAAAGGAAAGCUUGCACCUCGAUAUAUUGGGCCAUAUGAAAUCACAGAGAAUAUUGGACCAGUGGCUUAUAAGUUAGCAUUGCCUCCAGAAAUAUCUCAAAUCCACAAUGUAUUUCAUGUUAGUAUGCUGAAAAGGUACAAAGUGGAUCCUUCCCAUGUUAUACAACCAGAAGAGAUCGAGUUGGGUACAGAUUUAACAUUUGAAGAAGUCCCAGUGCAGAUUGUUGACCAUCAGGUUAAGACUCUUCGCAGGAAAGAAAUACCAAUGUUGAAAGUGGUUUGGAGAAAUCAAGAAAGUGAGAGUGCUACCUGGGAAACUGAAGCAAGUAUGCGAGAGAAGUACCCUGAGUUGGUAGCAACCUACCUUGCAGGUUAACAAUCUUGCCUAAUAAGAUAUGUUUUGAACUUGCUGAUGUGCUUUUGUUGUGAUAGCCCAGUAUAGGUUUUUGAAACCUAAACAUGGGAACUUGAGGUGUUAUGUGUUACUUUCUAUGUUAUGAAUCUCCUAACCUAAGAGGUAGGUAAGGGUUUAUCUACGAUAGACCAUGUUAAGGGUUAGUAAGGGGAGUUAGAGUACGACUCAAGAAUAGAUUUCGGGGACGAAAUCUUUUAAGGAGGGGAGAAUUGUAACAUCCCGUUCCGGCAAAACCCAUAUUUCGAUCGCUAGAAAGUUCGCGAUUUAAAAUCGAGCAUUUCGACACUAUUUCGGCGAAAAUCGGAUUAUCGAUCGAUCGGAUAGGUAUACGUAUUAAUUAUAAUAUAUAUAUAAUAUUACAAUUAAGCGGUCACUUAUAUAAAGUUUCUCCCCCGUCCAUUAAUUAUCAUCAUCAACAUCAUUUUUUCUCAUUUCCAUCCGCGAGAGAAGCAGAGGAACAGAGAGCGUACAGGGGAGCUCGGGUAGAAUUUCCAAAGCUCCAAUCUUGAGCCCUAGUGAUCCAAAAAAAUCCCGUAAGUAAUGCCUAAUUCAUCCAUACAUCGUGAUUUAUCGAUUUAGAGCUUUAAAACGAGUUUUUGGUUCAGGAAUUUCUUGAUUUCCCGAUCUGCCAAAUUAGGGUUUCGGAGUAUCCGGAAGCCGGAUUGAGCCCAAAUUUCAUAUACGAGCUUCUUGCAGCGAGGUAAUCAAUCCCCUAGUUCUAAUUCCUGAUUUUCGGCUAUUAUUUAGGCCAGGGUCCAAACCGCUGAAUUUAGCUCCGGCCAGGGUUUGAUGUGCUUUUAUCGAGAAUUUGACCCGGAGCCUAGAACUAAUAUUGACGGGGAUACUGCAGGGGAUAUUAGGACGAUCUCGGAUUUUAAUUCGGGGUUCGUUCCUGAAAUUGACGUUUUAGUACGGGAAGGUUAAACCGGUGUUUGAACGACCAGAACUGGUGAGGGAUUAGCACGGCAUACCGGGUUUGUCGUAUCACGAUAAUUAUAUUGAUGCUUAGAAUUGACCUAGGUGAAUUAGAAUGGCAUGAUUAUGGGUGUAUGGACUUCUCUGCUAUAUGAUGAACUAUAGGCUUCUGUAUGAUAUUAUUGACUUGCCUUAAUCGAUAUGGACCUUGUUUAUGUUGAUAAUUCCAUAUAUGUUGCCAGAUGUGGGUUUAAUUGUGAAUAUGCCUUAUGUUGGUUCGAGAAGGUGAUUGGAUAUGAUUUUUCAUGAUUGUUGUAUUUGGAUGCAUAAGUGGGAAAAUAUAUAUUCCCUGGUGAUAUCAUGAUGUUUUAAGGAGGAUGACUUGCACGAGGGUUUAUCCCGAGGAAGUGCAACUAUACGACUCCUGGUUUACCUAUGUUGAGCCAAUUAUGGCCAGGUCAAGUACAUGUGCAAGUAAUGAAUUAUGAUUAAGCAAGAUGAGAUAUGAAUCAUGUAUAAGGAUACCAAAUAUGAGUGUUGUGGUCUCACGGUCAACUACAUAGUAAUUAGGGCUCCCUAUGCUAUUACUCUAUUAUGAUAUGAUAGUCACACCUCUCAUGUGGUGGUGACUGAAGAAUUCUUACGAGAUAUGACCACACCCAGAGUGGUGUCGGGGUAUGACUACACCCAUAGUGGUGUGGGGUAUGUAUGACCACAUCCGACGGGAUGUUGGGGUAUGUAUGACUACAUCCGACGGGAUGUGGGGUAUGUUUCCCGGGAGAGUUAUUAGCAUGGGAGUAGCCAGGCGCCUAUGAUUAAAACAUGAUAAGAUGCAUAUGCAUAAGUCAAAGUGGUUGAGUCUUUUGCUUAUUGGGAUAUGAGGAUGGCUGAGGUCCGAUCCUAGUGUUUUGGCUCGUUUGCUAGAUGUAUGGUAGGGGUAUGCUCUGUUAUGAACUCACGAUGCUAUGAUUAUCUCACUCAGCUAUGAGCUGACCCUCUUUUAUUCUUCUUCUCUGCUUAUGCUAUGUGUAAGCAGAUCAUCAGCAGCAGCAGUAGAUAAGUGUUAGGUGGGAGAGGAGCUAGAGUUGAAGCCAGGAUGAGGUAUGGUCUUCAACUAUUCUGUGCUUGGACUACUACUCGGGAUUUUGGCCAGUGAUCCACACCUUUUUGUAAAAAUGUUUUGAGAACGUUUUUCAUGUGCAUACUAGCUUCUGAUGUAGUGUGAGAUAUCCACAGGUGUGGAAAGUUGAUGAUAUGUGUAUAUGUUGUGUAACUGUGUAAGUUGUGACGAUUAUGGUAUGUAUAAGUAUGGUAUGCAGUUAGGAAGUAUGAAAACUGUGACUAUGGCUAUGGAAAGCCAAUGCUUAUGGUUGUGAGUAUAUAUGUUUGUGAUAAAUUAUUUUGCAGGACAAGUUGCAAGAACUGUUAGCCCAUUACGCGAGUAAUUCAUGUCGAAAUUUUAUUUAGAUAAAUUUUGAUAAUUAAUGUAACACCCGAGAUUAAUUCCGCUGCAAUUGUAUGAACAAUAUGAUUAGGUAAUACGUAUAGGAUAGGGUGUUACAUUAUAUACAAAGAAUACUAACGACACAAAUUGACAAGACAUGCAUUCCUAACCAAUGCGCACUUCAUCUCUCUACUAUGUUCGCUAUAUCGACAAUAAAUCUGUUGCUGCCGUUGAACUCAGCAACGAUAAAAUCCACGAUUUUUGGUGACAUCUCUCCCUCCCUUAGGGAAAAUAAUGGGUAAUUAACAUAAAAGGUCAUAAACCUAUUCACUUUGUACGAAACGGUUAAAAACCUUUCAUUUUGCAUGUUUCUGUAGCAUACAUUUGAGAGAAUAACGAAAUGGUCAUUUCGUUCAUCUCCAUCCAAAAAACUAUUUAUUUCAUGCAGCCAGCACACCAUGUCACUAAAAUUAUUAAUAAAAAUUUAAUAACCAAAUCCAAUGGAACCGGACAACCCUAACUCUUUAAUUACCCUCUUGAAAAACCAUCCAUACUUCCUCUACCGGCGUCGCACUCGCAACAGCUAGCCGCAUAUCUGUGGUCUUCAUUAUCUCCUUCUUGUCGGGAGCAACCUCGACGAAGACGAUCCCGAUGGCCGACACCACAAUGACCUUCUCCGUGCGCAACAACAUGACAUAGAAGAGUCAGGAUCUGCUGGUCUAUUGCCGGUCCGGCGAUGACGACAUCGGAGAAAAACACGUUUCCUUCCGCGGCAAUUAUGCCUUCAGCUUUGAGCCCAUGAUAUGUGGAGGGACGAAGUUUUGGUGCAACCUAGAACUAGAUUCCAACCGGCAUGUAACAUCAUGAUCCUUUUAACCAAAACUAUAAAAGUGCUGCCCCAGAGCAGAAUAAAAUUUCGUAAAAAAC
Messenger RNA from Linum trigynum, 11858 nucleotides. NCBI's taxonomy places the organism in Eukaryota, Viridiplantae, Streptophyta, Magnoliopsida, Malpighiales, Linaceae. The record is from the annotation of a GenBank genome assembly.